AUAUAUACCACCACCCUGCACGCGCCUACACCUCGGUAACGCAGGAGCGGCAGCAGGCAGCAGCCAAUCUAAGCUAGCGCGAUGUCGUCGUGGGCGCAGCACUCGCGGCGGGGCUGGAGGCACGGCUGGGCGGCGACGCUGCCGCCGUGGCGCCUGCUGGCCUUCUUCGCCAUCGUGGUCUCCUUCCUGGCCACCUCCUCCUACGUCGACUACCGGGCCGUGGAGCGCCGUGCCGAGAUCGGGGCACGCGUCUUCGCCGCGCCGCUCGCCGCCAUGGCCGCCUUCCUCCUCUUCGCCGCGCUCGGGUACUGGCGCCGCCGCACCCGCUGGGCGCUCCGACGCCACGCCAUUAACGCCCAGCCGGCCGUGGCACCGUCGCAGUCGUCGGGGGCGUCUCCGUGGGGCGUGGCGGCGAUGGUGGCGGUGCUGCUGGUGAUGGUGACGUUCCAGCCCUCCGUGCACUCCAUGUGGUUCAGGCCGCUCUGGAGUUCAGACUACAGCUAGCCCCUAGCUCAUCAGAUGCUCCCCGUUCGGUUUCGCAUCGGCGACGGCAAAGCAUCGUGUUCGGAGACACAAUUUGGAGGUCAUAUGUUGCGUUCCUUCCGUGCUUGUUGCUGUCAGGUGGAUUUUCAAGGGCACUAUGUACACCACCACUGCUGCGUCCAAGACGCUGCCUUUCUCGUGACCGUCCAAGCCCUGCCACCUACUCGCAAAUCUCUGGUAGGCAUUCAUGGAUGGAUGAUGCGUCGGCAAAGGUAGUCCAAAUUGGUUUGUUGUCUUCGGAGACGGCAAGUGUUGGUCGAGACGCGGCUUUGUAUUUCAGUUUAGGAUAGACCCCUUAUGUUGUGGUUGUAGUGGGUGUGGUAGCUUGUAAUUGGACUGCCCUGGUGUGUGUUGGCUUGUCUUCAAACUUGCCUCGUUGUCUAGUAAAAUGUGCACUGCACUUGUUCGCAACAAGGAUAGUCUUGUAACUUAUUUCUACAUUCUACAAAAAUAUGGUU
Triticum dicoccoides is the source of this 1001-nucleotide messenger RNA. RefSeq lists its product as uncharacterized. The coding region runs from base 82 to 504 and encodes 140 amino acids. The record is from RefSeq and is a predicted model, not a curated record. Lineage: Eukaryota; Viridiplantae; Streptophyta; Magnoliopsida; Poales; Poaceae. The transcript has 2 exons.